CAUGGCCUCUCGUAGCGACUAUCGCCCUUUGCUAAGCAAUGAAGACGACGACGUGGAGCUAGGAACGGCGAAGCUCGAGCGCUCCAACACUUUCAACAGUAUGGCACCGGAGAAUGCAUCGAGCCAACCUCUGAAGCGUUCGCUCACCGGAAACACCGUUGGACGAGGACGAAGCGCUUCGAUGCAAAGCGUUGUCGAAACUGCGCUUCCCUCGAAGCGCCAGAGCACCUACCCUAGUGGACUCUCUCCUCCACCUUCGAUCGUCACGGUCCCUGCCUUGCCCUUGCCCAAUCCGGCCGCGAUGCAGGCCACCGCUGGACCAGGACUGAGCAUGAACCAGUCGGGCGAUGAAGAAAUCAUCAGUCCUACUUCGACCAUCGAUUCCAGGCCUCGCCCUGCUUCCUACAGCUUCACCAGCCGUGGUGCGGGAGCGCACCCAUCUGCCGGUAUUGAUCGUCACCGCCCAGAGAGCUUCGAGUCGCUCGCUACCAUCAAGAGGCCCCACAAAAUGAAUUGAGCGGCUGCUUCGCAGGCAAAAGUCCGACCUACAAAGGCAAUCAUCACGAAA
This is a messenger RNA of Acaromyces ingoldii, 568 nucleotides long. RefSeq lists its product as hypothetical. The record is from RefSeq and is a predicted model, not a curated record. The coding region runs from base 101 to 517 and encodes 138 amino acids. Lineage: Eukaryota; Fungi; Basidiomycota; Exobasidiomycetes; Exobasidiales; Cryptobasidiaceae. The transcript has a single exon.